UUUGUGUUAUGCUCUAGGUCUUAUUUGUGAAAAUUUGCAACUUUUGGAUUUUGAACAGAAAACCGAUAUUGAGAGAAUGGACAUGGACGGUUCUGUGCAUUUUAAGACCAGAUGAAGUCAGAUGCCAGAUUAAUGCAGUGAAAUCUGAGCUUAUCCAGGCAGAGCAAGGCGCGCGUCGCGACAAACGGAUAAAUGCCCUCGCGUGAAGUGGUUCUACCGCCAAAAGAACCUCAUGUCGUUCCUGGACUGCUCCUGCAUCUCCUCCCACACUCAGGUCCAGCCAAUCAGCAUAGAGGACCAGUAUGAGGACAUCAGCUACCAGUGUCUGAGCAGUGAUGGCCCACCCUGCUCUGUGUCCAUGGCUGAUGAUGACCUCACAGCCCUCUCCGCUGACCCCGCCCACUAUCAGCUGCUCUCAGAGCUUGGGCGGGCCUUUAAUAACCUGAGUCAGGUGAGCAUGGCGCGUCACACACCCACGGGUCGGCUGGUGGCCGUUAAGACCACUAACCUGGAUGACUGUACGGAGGAUGAGCUGCUGCAGCUGCUGAACGAGGUGCUGCUGUCCAGACUUUUCCGGCACCCAAACCUGCUGACCUCUCGGCUGGUGUUCAGCUCCUGCUGUCAGCUCUGGGUGCUCUCUCCUCUAAUGAGCUACGGUUCUGCAGACUCUCUGCUCAGGUCCUAUUUUCCAGAUGGGAUGAGUGAAUCUCUGAUCGCGUACCUGCUCCACGGGGUCCUGAGAGCGCUGGAGUACCUGCAUCACAUGGGCUACGUACACAGGGGGGUGAAGGCGAGUCAUAUCUUGUUGUCUGCGGAGGGUCGUGUGUGUCUGUCAGGUCUGCAGAGUGUGUACAGUCUAAUGAGAGAUGGGAGAAGAGUGAACACGGUGUUUGAUAUGCCUCAACACAGCCCUUCUCUGCUGCCCUGGCUGAGCCCUGAGCUACUGCGGCAGGACCUACAUGGCUACGGUGUGAAAUCUGACAUCUACAGUCUGGGUAUCGUAGCCUGUGAGCUAGUCAGUGGACGGGUGCCCUUUCAAGAUAUGCCUCCUACUCUGAUGCUGCUGCAGAAGCUGCGUGGUUCUCACUGCUGCCUGCUGGACGUCGCUCCGUUCCCACUGGGUGAACUGGGGGCCCUGAAGGUGUCUCGCUCCGGGGUGGAUUCGGGCAUCGGCGAGAGCGUCGCCACGGGGAGCCUGACCCGAACCGCCACGGCAGAGAGACCCCAAAGUCCCAGCCCAAAAAACCACUCCACCACCCUCCACAACCUGGUCCAGCUGUGCCUGCAACAACAGCCCGAACGCAGGCCCUCAGCGUCAGCACUUUUGAAUCAUCCCUUCUUUAAACAGGUGAAGAAACACACCAGAGACUCCUUCCUCAGUCUGAUGUACCCAGCUGUACCGCUCUCCAGCCCACCAGACACUCCUCCAUCAUGCCCCCCCACACCCUCCUGCCAUACUCCAUCUCCCACUACAGAGUCUGUAGACGGAGUCUGGGACUUCUCCUAA
Molecule: messenger RNA, 1507 nt
Organism: Chanos chanos (milkfish)
Lineage: Eukaryota; Metazoa; Chordata; Actinopteri; Gonorynchiformes; Chanidae
Gene: stradb
Product: STE20 related adaptor beta
Exons: 13
Coding region: 233-1507 (424 amino acids)
Biological process (GO): activation of protein kinase activity; protein export from nucleus; protein phosphorylation
Cellular component (GO): serine/threonine protein kinase complex
Molecular function (GO): ATP binding; protein serine/threonine kinase activator activity; protein kinase activity
Source: RefSeq, a predicted model, not a curated record